GUUGGAAAGGCAGCACAACACCUCUCGAGUCUCGACCUUGUCUUGUAGCAACAGUGGAGCGGUCUGAAAUAGGCAACGAGAGAUUGCCCAGCCUUGCAGUGCCGCGGUCAUGUUGAACACCAGGAUGACGGAGAUUGACUGGAACGUUGAGAAUGAAAUCCAGUUGUUCUACGCCAUGAUGGGCCACAAGCCUGUCGGAGUAAACAAGCACUUCCAGAUGAUGAUAAUACACGACAAGCUCAGUUCCUCACUCAAUUGUGAACUGUCCACGCAGACCAUCUGGAGGAAGCUGGAGACCCUCUAUGACAUGGCUGCCCUGGAUGAGUCCGAUAAGCUACCCUUCCCAAAUACCCAAAGUGACUUCCACCUUCCUGGGGAGUUCUCUGAUCUACUGGAAGAAAGACUGAAGCCUGAGGUAAAGGAAGAGAAGGAGGAAAAGGAGAUCAGAAUGCGAGGUCGGCCUUCUAAAAAAGACAAGGACAAGGAUAAUGACACCAGGGAAGAAGGUGGGCGGAGAGACCGAGCACGAGAGCUACGAGAGGAGGAUGAAGAUGCUCCCCGCAGGACAGGCAAAAGAGGGCGGGACUCUAAGCCGGCCUCUCCUGCCCACAUGCCAACCUCCAGUAAAAGACGCAGGAAUUAACCCAAAAUGGAGAUAGGUAUUUCUACAAGACAUUCCUUGCAUCCAUGACCACUUACGUCAAGCUGAAAAAUUUUGAUGUGAAAAAAGCCAUUUGUUGCACAACAUAUUACAAUGUAGCUUAAUAUUUAUUGAUAUUUUAAUAGUGUCAUAAUUAGUUUAGCUGCAUAGGGCAUAAUGUUACUCAAGCUUUAAUAUAUAGAUAUAGAAAUUUCACAUAAAAUUGGUUUUGUGAGCUAUAUUUGCAUUUCUAAAAUGCAAUACCACUUUUAUCUUUAGUACUAAACCAGAUACCUCUGAAUGAUGACAAUUUUAAUGUAAGCCUCUACAGUAAUGUAUAUUUUUUGUAAAUUUACUAAGACAGUCCCCAUAGCAGGAACACACACAAGCACACUCAGGUGAUGUGGUCAGUUUUAUUGUCUGUAUAGCUGACUGAUUUUGUAAGCAUAUGUCAGUCUCUGAAUGUCGAGCAUAUUUUUCUUUGGUUGUCAAAAGGACAAGAUACCUCCUAAAACUGUUGUAGGUGAGUGAAAGCCAUGAUGCCUGAUGCAGGAUGUAUUAUAAUGUAUAGUUAGAAUAAAUUUAGUUAUACA
Messenger RNA from Scylla paramamosain (green mud crab), 1233 nucleotides. RefSeq names its product MRG/MORF4L-binding protein-like (gene MrgBP). Bases 110 to 643 code for a protein of 177 amino acids. The record is from RefSeq and is a predicted model, not a curated record. NCBI's taxonomy places the organism in Eukaryota, Metazoa, Arthropoda, Malacostraca, Decapoda, Portunidae. Gene Ontology annotation, cellular component: NuA4 histone acetyltransferase complex; nucleus. Gene Ontology annotation, biological process: regulation of transcription by RNA polymerase II. The transcript has 4 exons.